This is a messenger RNA of Colletotrichum destructivum, 444 nucleotides long. RefSeq lists its product as uncharacterized. The record is from RefSeq and is a predicted model, not a curated record. Lineage: Eukaryota; Fungi; Ascomycota; Sordariomycetes; Glomerellales; Glomerellaceae. The transcript is spliced from 2 exons. Bases 1 to 444 code for a protein of 147 amino acids.
AUGUUGCAGGCGGCUUGCGGCUAUUCAUUUACGGCCGGAACUGACCAGCUUUCGCUACCAUGUCGACAUCAUUUUGUAUGGAUGGGCAUCUUCUGGGCUCCUCUUCACAGGGUGGGGAAAAGCAGUCCUUUACUGCUGCGGAAUGAUUCACAUCACGGAUAUGUGGAUACGGUUUACAACCUGCCUUGGAAACUGGCAAAUGGUUGGCUUUACAAUGCGGGCUGGGUCGAGAAAAAGAAGCAAUGGAGUACUAUGAGAUGCUGUUGGGAGCGGCUGACCCCACCUCCCCAAACCAUCCAUCUCUCAUCCUACUUCUCUCAGGGUCGUCGGGAACCGGGAGGGUUGAUUUCAAGAGGACUCUGUCUUAGAAGCUUGGGAUGUGGAGGAGAAGGCGCCGGGAUGCGGGGGGUCCACCAGCUAAGAUCUGUGGCAAUUUACACGUAA